This is a messenger RNA of Poecilia latipinna (sailfin molly), 527 nucleotides long. RefSeq names its product estrogen receptor beta-like. The record is from RefSeq and is a predicted model, not a curated record. The transcript has a single exon. Lineage: Eukaryota; Metazoa; Chordata; Actinopteri; Cyprinodontiformes; Poeciliidae. The annotation marks the transcript as partial.
GUUUCCUUUGCCCCACUACAUUAUUUAGGUGUGAGGCGUGAACGCUGCAGCUAUCGAGGGGCCCGACAUCGUCGUAGUGGACUCCACCUUCGAGAUGCAACAGGCAGGAGUUUGGUAAGGGUUGGGAUGGCUCCCCGGAUUCAGCGCCUCCCCCCGAUGGAAUUGUCCCUUCCCCCUCUGGUUCAGCCGAGCCAAAGUAACCAGCCGUUCAUGAGCCCAGAGGAGUUCGUCUCCCGAAUCAUGGAGGCAGAGCCCCCUGAGAUCUACCUCAUGGAGGACCUGAAGAAGCCCUUCACUCAGGCCAGCAUGAUGAUGUCUCUUACCAACCUGGCGGACAAGGAGCUGGUACUCAUGAUCAGCUGGGCCAAAAAGAUUCCUGGUGAGAUGGAUCAAAUCUCUUGAGAUUAUUUACUGCUGCUUGUCUUUAGCUGGAUAGAGACUUAAAGGUUUCUAGGUGGAAAAUCCUGACUUUAUCAUUUCACCUCUAACAUGGAAGCAAAUAAAACAUUAAAUACUUGGCUUCUUUA